UGCCCCCCGAUGCCAUGACAGUGUCCGGUUCGCAGCCGCAGCAGCCGAUCGAAAGUGUCCACCCUUGCAGCCGGCGCACCAGCAACCUCGGUUCCCGUUCUACCAACACCACCACCACCACCGCUCAGCAGCCCGCGACCGGCGCAGGUCUCGAUGCCGCCGCGUCUUCGAUGGCGCUGUGCAGCGGCAACAUGUCGUCAUCGUCCUCGUCAUCGACCUCCUGCUCCCCGACUCCGCAUGCCUCCGCCGCCGCCAGUCCCGGACAUCCGCAGCAGCAGCAGCACAGUGGCGGCACCCCGACGUCUGCCCUGCGGAGGCUCUACUUCAAGACGGCUCGCGUCAGCAAGGCCGCCAGCAAGGCUGCCACGGCGGCGACGGUAGUGGCUGCGGCGGCCAGCACCAUCACGACCGUCCCGAAAGUGAUCGUGAUGGGCUCGUCCACAACAUCCGAAGCCACCACGAUCAACACCUCGACCGAUUCGGCCUCAACGCACGUCACGAACGUGACGACCACAACCGACACCGAAACCAACGACUCCUUGGACCUCGGUGAUACGUCGGGACAGAGCGAACCGCUGCUCAGCUCGCUGGACGACGAGAGCUCCAGCAUCGUGAUGAUGAACGAAACCAACGGCGAGGAGGACGAAAACAUCACCGUCAUCAACGGGCCGCCCGACACACCGAUGCUGAUAAGCUAUCAGGAACUGGAAGACAUGUCACCGGCAUCGCCCAUGUUUUCUCCACGCGAUUCACCGAAACCUGGUUCUGCGGUUGCGGGGCUACAGCGCACCGCAGCACACCACAACCCACGGACGGCACCGGCCACAUCCGGUACCACCCGGUUCCCGUUCGAUCCACCAGUGUCGCCGCCGAAAGCGCCAAGCACCGCCCGCAGCGGAAGUCGCGGAACGCCGGCUGGUGGAGGUACGCUGGCCCGGACCCACGAGACCAUGUUCAGCUUCGACGAGUCACCGAACCCGAUCCGCCGUCCACCGCCCAAGCUGCCCCCGUCGUCGGUCGACCAAACGCCGGAACACUCGCCGAACGCGGCCAUUGAUUGCCUGGUGGCCACACAACGCCAGCCACCGCCAGCGGACCCAGCAGCGGUGAUCUCCUCGUCCUCGACGCCGAAACGACUGAUGAACAGUUUCAAGACGCGGAAGGAGCGCUUCGUGCAGCAAGCGGGUAGUGCCGUAGCAGCGGCGACGGCUGCCGUUACUUCCGGCCCCGGGAAACCGUUCAAGAAUCCCAACUACGACCCCGACCUGACGAUGUUCCCGUUCGACCGGGAAGCGAUCGAUUACGAGCGCAUCCAGCGGGAGUGUUUCGCCGUCGAGGAGGAGCUUCUCUUUGAGGACCACUGCACCGGCCGGAGUCGCCCGGACCGGGACGACGACCGCGACGAGCUGCAGCGCAUCCUGGACGGUGGCGUGGGCUGCGAAUCCCCCUCGAAGCUGCUGUUUGACUCGGAGAUCUUCAGCGAUCACUACUCGAUCUUUCAGCAGUACGCCUACCUGUCGCAGCAGGAACGGAGCGGCGCGAUCGGUGACCGAUCCCACGGCCAGCGGAAAGUGAACCCAGCGGCUGAUGCGUUCUCACCGCAACGGCGCCCGGAAACGGCACCCGCCUGCACCUCCACCGUCAAGGGUGCGCCCUCGCGGUUCGAUCAGAUCGCGACCAAGUUCGACAUGAUGCCACCCUCGAAGCUCGGUGGCAGUGUCGCAGCGCACCACCAGCUGGGCUGCGGGACGCUGCUGCCGGAUCUGCGCGUCGACUACUUCGCCGAGACGUCCAUCACGAUCUCGCCCUCGUCGUCGCCGUCGUCGUCGGCGGGGAUCGCCGUUGGCGAGCCGUCAGCGCCGCCGCCUGGAACGACGGUGGUGGUCGCGCGUGCGCCAUCGCCUCGACUGCCGUCGGCGGUUGAUGCGGUCGUCGUCGUCACCGGCACAGGCGCACACGCCGCCGGGGCUAUAAAUGUAACGCCAAACCCGAUGGACGGAGCAGUCUGUACACAACCACGGGCAACAAUAGUCGUACAGCAACCUUCGCUCAGCUUGGACUACACGUCCGUCGAGACGAUCCUGCUCAAGAAUGAGGGCGACUUUAUCAGCGUCGAGCAGGGCAAGGAAGGGCAGCAGCCGGUGGCGCAGAAGAAGAAACAGCAGCGCGAGGAACACAUGCGCCAGCUGCUGGACGUGACCAACACGCUUACGACGGAGGAAAUCAAGGACUUCGAGAUGAGAUACGGUAGUCCACACCACAGCCGGUCGCAGUCAGUAAAAACACCGGGAAGCCGUGCAGGGGGCCGUCCAAAUCAGCUAUGCUUGCCACAACAACGAUCAAGAGUGGCUUCUAUGCCCAACACAGGGGUCGAAGAAGAGUACUACCGGUUGAGGCAUUUCUCCAUCACCGGCAAAGGUGUCGUAAAUCGGGGUGAUUCGCUCAAAAGUCGACGAAGUAAAUCAAACAACAGUGUGGCCAGCUCCAACUCCAGUACCGAGCAUUUAACUCCAGCCGCAGUGAAUGUGGCAGGCUCCGCUCGCACAUCUGCCACAUGUAGUUUAGCAUCGAGCCGAGAAAGCAGUACUUCGAAUCCGGGUUCGGGACCGUACAAGGUGCUGAUGCUCGGUGGAGCGGCCGUCGGAAAGAGUUCGCUGGUGUCACAGUUUAUGACCUCCGAAUACCUGCAUGCGUACGACACCAGCAUAGAUGACGAUUCGGGAGAAAAAACGGUUUCCGUUCUACUCAGUGGAGAAGAAUCCGAGUUAACAUUCAUCGACCACAGCUACACCGAGAUGGCGCCGGAAAACUGCAUGGCAACGUACGAUCCGCACGGAUACUGCGUCAUCUACUCGUCGGCCGAUAAGGGCAGUUUUCUGGUCGCCGAACGGGUGCUGCAAAUCCUGUGGACCACAGAAAAUAUCGCCCAAAAGGCUGUGAUCCUGGUGGCCAACAAGGCGGAUCUUGCCCGCAGUCGAAUGGUUGCUUCCGACGAGGGUAAAGCAAUGGCCACGCAGUACGAUUGCAAGUUCAUCGAAACGUCCGUAGGCAUCAACCACAACGUGGACGAACUUUUGGUUGGGUUGCUAUCGCAAAUAAGACUAAAGCUGGAGAACCCAGAGAAAUCAAGGGACCUCUUCCGGAAACGAUCGAUCAGAAAGUCGAAACGACGCGCCUGUUCCCCGCUGGGUGGGGCCAUCUGUUUGGCGGGUAUCGGUGGAAACACCAACCCCAGCACACCGGUUUCGGGACCACCGGCCCCCGGGGGCUUCGUUGAAACGCCUCCCGGAAGUGCCCACAGCAGUCCAAGGAAGUACCGGGGCUCACGGACAUCGGCUAGUCUGAAGGUGAAAGGUUUACUGGGUCGUGUGUGGGCACGUGACUCGAAAUCCAAGAGUUGUGAAAAUUUGCACGUGCUGUAA
This is a messenger RNA of Anopheles bellator, 3422 nucleotides long. RefSeq lists its product as uncharacterized. The transcript is spliced from 13 exons. Lineage: Eukaryota; Metazoa; Arthropoda; Insecta; Diptera; Culicidae. Bases 15 to 3422 code for a protein of 1135 amino acids. Gene Ontology annotation, cellular component: plasma membrane. Gene Ontology annotation, molecular function: calcium channel regulator activity; GTP binding; GTPase activity. The record is from RefSeq and is a predicted model, not a curated record.